UUUAUUUGGGGUUUUUCUCUCCUGCACCUCACAGGAGCUAUGGGCAAUAACCUGAGUGUCCCAGAGGAAGCUGAGGAUGACAACACCUGCACAGUGAAGAGUUACCAGCCUCUCUCGGAGUCUCCUGAAAGUAUUACCAAUGGAUCGGUGGUGUUUGUCCAGACCCCUCCCCUGGCAGUGAACGGUGAAGCAGCUGCAGGCCAGCAGAACACAUCCGUGCCCCCGGCAGAGCCCGGCCCCGGUGCCCGGGCGGGCGGGCAGAGCGUUGGGAGCGCUGCCAGCAGAGCCCUGCCGGCUGCCAGGCUCCGCUCCCCGCCGUUCUUCCCCUGGGCUGUGCCAGGGCGUGCUGAGGAGCCAGCGGUGCCACCAGCCCCCCGAGAGGCCGCCCUCGAUGCCACUCCGCUGAACGAAGCCCCGAGCGAGGGCACAGAGGUGCCCGGGGCGGCUGUGCCCCACGAGGGAACCAUCGAGGGAACCCAUCCCAAGCUGGGCCAGGACGCCGAGCUCGCGGGGACGCCUGAGGGACACGAUGUGGCCGCCCCAAAGGGCAGGCAAGUGACGCUCCUCGACAGGAUCUUCAGGCUGGAGAAGGGCAAGGGAAGGACACAAAGUGACCCCCAGGAGGGAAGGCAGGGCUUGGACGUUCCCGACGGGAGCAUCGCGGCCGGUGCGCCCAACAGGGUCCUGCUGGGCAAGGAGCUAGAUGAGUGCAGGCAGAAGGAGCUCGGGCAGGACUCUGCAGGUGACCAGAGCCCGGCUGCUGCAGCACCUGCGAGGGCAGAGGUGGAGCAGGACAGUGCCCAGGCAGCUGCAGGACAGGGCUCAGUCAUGAGCUUCCUCAGGACACUGGUCUCCUCAAGCAAAGCUGAAGCCAAAAGUGAUUCUGAAGAUAAGGGCUCCAGGGCGGAGAAGGGCCCUGGGGGACAGCCUGGCCCGAAGGCAGCGGCAGAAUCCCCCUCCAAAGGAGCCAAGAAAAAGAAGGCAGAGAGCCCCAAAAAGCUGGGCCACAGCACCUUUAGCAAACUCUUUAGGCACAAGGCUGCAAAAGAAACCCAGCAGACAACCAACACCAAAAUUCCUGAGCAGCCUCCUGUCACCUGUGUGAAAGCAGACAGAAAUGUCCCUCCCUCCCAAGAGCCGCCGGCCAAGCAGAACCCCAAAGCUCCGGAGCCCCCGGCCCCUCCACAGGGAGUGACCACUGACCCCCCCCGGGAGGCCACCAAGGACAAGGACAAGGGCUCGGCCACUCCCCUGCCCCUGAGCAAGCUCUUCUGGAAAAAGAACUCCUCGGAAGAAGCGGAGGCCGUGGGCAGUGAGAGGGCAGAGGCGGCUCCCGAGGCGGUGCCUCCCGACAGGGACGAGAACAAGAGCGCAGAAAGCGCCGAGCCCAAACCGCGAGCGGCGGAGAGCAAAACGCCCAAGGCAAACCUGAGGAAGUUCUUCAAGCUGGCAGCCAAGGGGGAUGCAGGGACCCCCCGUUCAGGAGAGGGAGAUGGUCCCAGCCCCAGACACCACACUUUGAACGCCACGGAGAAGCCUCUUGCCCCACCUGAGAGCGACCCUGGGGGCCCAAGGAGCAAAGAGGGCUCCAAAGACAAGAAAUCCACGCUGGAGCUGGGCAAGCAGAAGGGCAAGGAGCAGCCAGAGCCCCGGGAGCAGCCAGCACCCGACCCUGACUCCAUCCACAACGGCGGCGACGCCAAGGAACCCUCCUACAAGAAGACAGAGAAGAGGCAGUCCCUGGGAGGGUUUUUUAAAGGCCUUGGCUCCAAAAGGAUGUCGGAUGCAGAAGUGCAGACAGAUCCCGUGUCCAUCCUCCCUGCUGGGAAAUCCAAGUAGUGCCCAGCCCUGGCUGCUGGAGGGAGGCUCAGCAGCUCUCUGGGAGCUCCUGGCAGCAGGAAUGACUCCUUUCCUUUCUGGCAGCAGGAAUGACUCCUUUCUGGCAGCAGGAAUGACUCCUUUUCCUCCCCACAGCUGCCAGCAAACACCCGAGGCUGAAGCAAACUCUGGGGUGUCACUGCAGGUUGUCACUGGCAGGGUUUGUUGCUCACCUGUAGAAAGCAGCUCUAAAGAUCCCCAUGAAAUGUGUUAAAGGUAAGGUGCUGUGGAUGAAGUGAGUAAAGGGGAGGGUAAGUUAGGGAUGAGGAUGGCAGAGAAUUCAAUAAAUGGCAGAAAAAGCAGAGAAUCGGACAGAGCUGCACAAGGUUACCAUCGGUUUUAUAUAGGAUUUUUCAGUCCAUUGUGAUUUCCAGAAUUCAAUGCAUGGCACAGAAAAGCAAAGCACGUGGCAGAGGAUGGCAGCGAGGCACGGGCAGAGAAUCCUUCAUUCAGAGAGCUCAAAAGCGGCCAGGAAAGCACAAAUCCCCUGCGAAAUGUUCUGCAACCGAACAGCAGCCGGGUCCCUUCUGGUGGGGUUCCCACAGAGCUGGAAUUGAGCUGAGCCUUCAGCCUGACACAGCCCCUGCUGAUCCAGCCCUGCUUCCCCCGGGUUAUUAAUGGAAAUUAAAACGCUAAAUGCAAAGGCUUGACGUGAUUGAGGCAGCUCCUCUCUUGGCCAGGCGGGGUGGGAUAACAAAUUAAAAGCUAUUUAAGGUUCUAAUAGGACACAAGAGGGCAGCCACGUCCCUAACGCCGGGCUGUGCCUGCCAGCCCGGAAUUAAUGUUCCUUAGACUGUAGGAAACUUUAGUUGUUCAUCCCGAUGUUUGUUUAUAGCCAUACUUGUAAUUAAUCCUAAUAAAAACCAAAAUCGAAGCUGCCCAGGCAGCUCUCUGCUUCACAAGACUCCUGUAAUAACUGUAGUUAAUAAAUAUUACAGAAAAUUAAGAUUUCUGUUCGUUCAAUCCUAGCCUGUACAGGGAGCCAGGAGCCUGAUGUUUUAAUCCACAUUGAUCUUAAUGAUGCAAUACUGUAUAUUUUGACAUCCUUAUCUUUAAAUAAACUAAUACUUAUCCUUUGAAACAAAAAA
This is a messenger RNA of Taeniopygia guttata (zebra finch), 2966 nucleotides long. NCBI's taxonomy places the organism in Eukaryota, Metazoa, Chordata, Aves, Passeriformes, Estrildidae. The record is from RefSeq and is a predicted model, not a curated record.